AUGAUCACCAUACGCCCAACUGGAGGAGCCCUCCUUUGGCUCCUUUUGAUCUCCUUCUGCUUUAUAUUUACCAGUGCCAAUGCACAAGAUUGCAGUGCUUUGAACACAUGCGCUACUGGAUGCUGCAACAAAGGCGGAUACUGCGGAAUCGGUGAUGAUUACUGCGGUUCCGACUGCGUUGCGAAUUGUGAUUACGAGCCAGAAUGCAGUGUCUCGAAGCCCUGUGCAAGUGGAUGUUGCAACAGCUAUGGCUAUUGUGGUCUGGGACCAGACUUUUGUGCCGAUAAGGUUUGCGUGGGAAACUGCGACAGCAAGGCAGAAUGCGAUCCCGGCAAAUAUGGUGACUAUGCGGAAUCUUCCAAAUGUCCAUUGAAUGUCUGCUGCUCGAAGUUCGGCUUCUGCGGCACUACCGAGGAAUUUUGUGGCAAGACAAAAGUCAAGCGCCCUUCCUGUGACAAAGACGGAUCUCUCAAUCGAGUCGUAGGGUACUACGAGGGUUGGAGUCCUUCACGUCGCUGUAAUACGUUCUACCCCGAACAAAUCCCCGUGGGCAUCUACACACACUUGAAUUAUGCUUUCGCAUCGAUCGAUCCAGAUACAUUCGAGAUCGUCGCGGCCACCGAGAGCGAGAAAAAGCUGAUGACGCGCUUGACAGAUCUCAAGAAGGUCGAUCCCGAUCUCAAAGUCUUCAUUGCCGUUGGUGGCUGGACUUUCAAUGAUCCUGGAGCCACCCAAACUCUGUUCUCGGAUCUCGCUGCGUCGGAAAGCAAUCAGAAGAAGUUCUUCAAGUCCCUCCAGAGUUUCAUGUCCACAUACGACUUUGAUGGGAUUGAUCUUGACUGGGAGUAUCCCGUGGCGGAUGACCGUGGCGGUCAAAAGAAAGAUUUCGACAACUUCCCCAAGUUCUUGGCCAAUUUGAAGAAAUCCCUCAAGUCUACUGGUGGCCGCGAUGGAGUCAGCAUUACACUGCCCGCUUCUUAUUGGUAUCUUCAACAUUUUGAUAUCGCAAACCUACAAAAACACGUCGACUUCUUCAACAUCAUGACCUAUGAUAUGCAUGGAAAAUGGGACUUGGGCAGUGAAUGGGUUUCCCCUGUGCUCGACUCUCAUACCAACCUAACAGAGAUUACCAAUGCUCUCGAUUUGCUCUGGCGAAACGACAUCAAGUCUGAUAAGGUCGUCCUGGGUCUUGCAUUCUACGCUCGAGUAUUCACUGCUGCUGACCCGAGCUGCAUGGAGCCUGGUUGUUUGUUUGUUUCCGGUGGAAACGCUGGGAAAUGCAGUCAAGAAGUUGGCAUCUUACUGAAUUCUGAAAUUAUGGACAUCAUGGAUAAGCAGUCCCUACAGUCCACGCUGGAUAAGGAGGCUGCCGUGAAGAUUCUCAAAUUUGACGACAACCAGUGGCUUACCUACGAAAAUUCAGACACGUUUAAGCUGAAAGCCGACUUUGCCCGAAGCCAAUGCCUUGGUGGUGUGAUGGUGUGGGCGGUUUCCCAUGAUUUACCCCAAGGUAACUUUUCCCGAGCUCUUGGAGAUGCCGUGGGCCGAGAAGUGAAGUCCCUUGUCAACAGCGGUGAAUUAGCGUCAAUGGAGGUCAAAAAGACCCAUCCGCAGUGCAAGUGGACGAAUUGCUUCGACGAUUGCCCUAGUGGAUGGUCGCGGGUUCGCCGUACAGAUGACGGUGCCCGUGAAGGCGAGCACAUGUGGGAUUCUACCGCAUGUAGUUUUGGACAGCAUACGUUCUGCUGCCCUCCUGAUGCCGAACUUCCCAAAUGUGGAUGGUAUACCCAUAACAAUGGCAAAUGCAAUUCGGAGUGUCCUUCUGGCUACACUGAGAUUGGAUCCAACAUACAAUACUGUUCUAACGACUUUAACGACUACCAAGCUGCUUGUUGUACAACUGAAACUCCCAGUAUGAAACUUUACUCCAAGUGUGACUGGGCGGGAAAACCACGGAAAUGCGACGAGGAAUGCCCUAGUGGCAAGUCCGAGGUGGCUCUGUCAACUACCGGCAGUGGUGGUGUAUACUGCGACGUUACUUCUUUCAAAUACACAAUGAACGGCCAAGAGGGCACAAGUUGGGAGGAACGCAGCUACUGCUGUAGUGAGGAAGACGAUGUUGAAUGGAGUAAAUGCGAAUGGCGUGAUGACAUUGGCCUGAUGCUCGACAAAAGCUAUGUUGACGGUUACUGUCUCCCCGGCUGUCCGGAUGAAUACGUGCGUGUCGCUAUUGAUCAACACGGUGGUGGUUGCAAAGGCGACGGUGGCCGAGCCAAAUGCUGCUUGCCAAAAUAUUCAACAGUCAGCAAGAGAUCAUACACCACGCGGGAACAGAGUCUUGAUGACUUGAUUAAAGGGUUCAUGGAUGAUCCGAGUUGUGGAGCGGACGAUUACAACUUGAAGAGGGAUCUCGCGGGCUUUGAAUAUUCUGCGGGAAAUACCUCUUUGUCCGAUCUGUCUGGUACUCGAACUCCAACAACACUUCAACGCCGCUCAACAACCAAACAGCUAGAUGCUAUCUAUACUGUUGCAUACGCCCUUGCUGUGCAGUUUACAGUUAAUGCAGCCUACGAAGAGAUCUGGAAAAAACGUGUGCUGCCAUCAUACCCACAUCUUACAGUCAAGGCUAUUCGCAAUUACCUGACUACGUCUGAGGACUGGGCUGAAGGAGGUAUAAGUUAUAAACUAGAGAAGGUUCUUUGCGCCCCAAGCAUCUUCGACAGCAAGUUUGCAGAAAGAAGCAUUGUCUCCUGCGCAUGCGAAACAAGCGAUUGCUGCGAUGCAAACGAUCCGGAUUCCUGUUCGGACCUUGACGGUGAUGAUGAUGAUUCUACUGCUCUUAGCAAAAGAGUUUUAGAUAAGAGAGCCUCGAGAACGUUCGAUGUCGAUUUAUCAGACGGUGGAGCGCAUGCUACGAUCACUUCUUGGACGUAUAUCGUGCGUGGCAACAUUCGAGGAAAUAAUCCCAUCUUGGAUGAAGGUUAUACCUACGAUGACGCUGAGGACUGCCUCAAUACUCAAAUCGCUUUGAUGUCAGUUUCGAUGGCGAAUAUCGGAAGAUAUCAGGUCGAACAUGUCGUUGAGUUGAACACCGUUGCCUUUUUCCUGAGAGAUGCAGCCAAUGGGGUCCUCAGGUCUGGUGGUGUGAUGAGACUCGGUCGAAUUUCAGUGACCUUCGUUAGACAGGCUCUGAUGGCGCCAGUUCUUACCAACCCACCAGUAAUGGCUGGUGCCGACCAAUCCUUGACUCCCAUGACCCGGAUUAUGCAUGCUUUGGGUAGCCUGAACAACCAAGCUGAUUUCAACCUUUUGCUUAAUCGUUUGAACAACUUAAAAUCCAGGCUCUGGCUUUCAAAAACACUCGUCGCUGAUGAAAAAAUGGAGAAAGCAAUCUCAGCCGAUGACCCGAAUCGCGCAUUGAUACAUCUCCGCGAGCCCCUCACUAUUAUUUCCUACCUCAACCAUCUCAGAGUCCAGCCUGACAUGAUCGACACUUUUAACACAAUUCACGUGGAAUUCGGUCGAGCAGAUACGUACUGGGUGAAUGCUGGACAUCCAAACCCGCAGUCGCAAGCCAGAUGGGAUGAAUGGGUUCCUGACUUAUUAGAUAGUGCCACUCAGAAUGUUCGCACGUUUGUUGAAAAUUGGGGGGAUCAGAUGUAUAGGUUUUGGGCAGUCCGGACUGGUGAUAACGUUGCGCAAACGCUCGAGAUCAUUAUGACUUUGCGAAGACAGGCUAAAACUGCGAGGAUUAAUCCGAAUGGCCUGGAUUGA
This is a messenger RNA of Penicillium antarcticum, 3774 nucleotides long. Its product is annotated as CAZyme family GH18. Gene Ontology annotation, molecular function: hydrolase activity, hydrolyzing O-glycosyl compounds; chitin binding. Gene Ontology annotation, biological process: carbohydrate metabolic process. Lineage: Eukaryota; Fungi; Ascomycota; Eurotiomycetes; Eurotiales; Aspergillaceae. The transcript has 5 exons. The record is from RefSeq and is a predicted model, not a curated record. The coding region runs from base 1 to 3774 and encodes 1257 amino acids.